This is a messenger RNA of Neurospora tetrasperma FGSC 2508, 641 nucleotides long. RefSeq lists its product as uncharacterized. The coding region runs from base 61 to 483 and encodes 140 amino acids. NCBI's taxonomy places the organism in Eukaryota, Fungi, Ascomycota, Sordariomycetes, Sordariales, Sordariaceae. The record is from RefSeq and is a predicted model, not a curated record. The transcript has 3 exons.
AUUCAAGAAGGGAAUCAAUCAACUACCCAGCCCAUCAAAUCAAGCAACAUCAACAAAAACAUGAUUUCCAGGACCGCGGCCGGUAGUGCCAUUCGCACUCUCACCAGGACUACUACCCAGAACACCAAGCCCUUGCCCAGGACAUAUCUUCAAGCUCAAGCUCAACUGAGGCAAUACUCUUCGAACCCGCCCUCGGCAACGGGCGUAUUCUACAAGACCUUCACCCGUCCAGUAGCCAAGUGUCUACUCACUGCUUUAUUCGUCUACCAGGUCGUCUACUGGGGAUGGUCAAAGCUGGAGGUUGAUGAGAUCAAAGAGGAGCGCCAGGCUGAGAUAACCAAGCUUGAGGCUCAAGUACGGGCCUUGCAGGUGAAGAAGGAAAAGGAGGCGGAGGCUGCUGCUGCUGCUGCUGCUACCGCCAUUGCUUCGAACACGGGAGCAUCCCCAGAUUCUCAAAAGAAGAAGGGCUGGGGCUGGUGGUGAUGAGGAUGAUGCUGAAGGAAGAUGGCGAGGUGUGGACGUACCCUUUCGAAGAGAUUGAGAGCAUAUAGAUGUCUUAUGCGCACUUCGAGGCUGGGGUGCUCUUGAAAUAUUAAGAGAUUCGUCUACCUUUUUGAUACAUACGAUCGGAAGCAUCUUCG